CUUCCCCGCGACGCCCCGCCACUGCAGCAUUAUUCGAACAUUAGUGUACUAUCAUUGUCUGGUUGCUGUGCCGUCCCGUUGUCGCUGCUGGUGCGCCCGAGAGGCGAACUGCUGCUCCUCGACCUCGAACUCUACAAAGGCCGUUUCCCAGUUCCUCCGCCGCGCGAGCUCGAUUCCCAUCUCGACAACCCUCACCCUCCAAGCCAACAUGUCGACCGCUACCACAACCAACGUUGCCGAACCCAUCACGGCCGAGACGAUCCUUCGCCUCUUUCCCGACAUCGACACGAGGAGCGACGCGCUCGAGGGUCACGAUGAGGAACAGAUCCGCUUGAUGGACGAGGUCUGCAUUGUCACCGACCAGAACGACCUUCCCAUUGGUACUGCCAGCAAGAAGCUCUGCCAUCUUAUGACCAACAUCGAUAAGGGUCUUCUUCACAGAGCCUUCUCUGUCUUCCUCUUCAAUGACAAGAACGAGCUUCUCCUCCAGCAGCGCGCCACCGAAAAGAUCACCUUCCCCGACAUGUGGACCAACACCUGCUGCUCGCAUCCUCUGAACCUUGCCAACGAGACUGGAUCGACCCUUCCCGAUGCUAUCGCUGGUGUCAAGAACGCUGCCAGGAGGAAAUUGGACCAUGAGCUGGGCAUCAAGCAGGAGCAGGUCCCCUUUGAAGAUUUCCGUUUCCUUACCCGUAUCCACUACAAGGCUCCUAGCGACGGAAAGUGGGGUGAGCACGAGAUUGAUUACAUUCUGUUCAUCAAGGCCAACCCCGAGGUCAACGCCAACCUAAACGAAGUCCAGGCCACACAGUGGGUUUCUGCCGAGAAGCUCAAGGAGAUGUUCAAGGACCCCUCCCUCAAGUUUACCCCCUGGUUCAAGCUCAUCUGCGAGUCUAUGCUCUUUGAGUGGUGGGCUUCCCUUGACAACGGGCUUGAAAAGUAUACCGACGAGCAGGAGAUUCGCCGUAUGCUAUGAACAAGACGACCGUUGCGUGUGUGGAAACGAGAAGUUGAAAAAAUAAAUAAAACAAAGCAACUAUUACCUGUCGAACUUACGCUGUUCGCAACCAGACAGGACUUAUAAUUCUAAUCAUAUUACCCACGUCCACCCAACCCCGAGCUAUCCGCUUUUGUUUGCCUGGCGGAUAAGACGUCGUGCAAAGGGCCUCUCAUCUUCUGUUUUCAUCUUAUUUGCGUCGGUCAUGGUCGGCGCUUGACGGGAUUGUUCAUUGAAGAGUAAAGAUAAGGGGGGGAGGGCGAAUAGAGGACAAGAAACACGUUACACAUCCACAUCCACCAGAUGUCCUGAACGCCUUGAUUUGGGGGUUUGCAAUGGCUUCCCUAGCUGGUAGCACCGUGGAAUGACAUGCGUUACGAUAACAAACACUGCGGAGGUAUGCGCAAGCCUGUGGGUGGAACGUAUUGGCGAAGAACUGGUGAGCAUCACCAACCACCUUCGAAAUCGGGAUACCGUCUUUUUCGAGACAAAUCAAACAUCGUAUUCCCAUUCUGUCACUGAGGAUCUCUAUCCAGGACUUGAUUGAUCAGUUGUAGGGCGGCUGAGAGAGCAAUGGCUGCAUCACCUGAUCAUCUUGCAUGACCCUAUUCCUCAAGCCAAGGCUAACAACAGAUUGAUCGUCCCGUCGCAAAGCGUCUUGGUGCUUAUAUGUGAGAGUCGAUGAUUGGAUAAUAUGAGGCAGGAGAGACAUCUUGGGGCGCUCCGAGACAGGGCUACAACCGGCUAUGUUUUACUUGAUCUCUUUCUCCCGCCCCGCCAGCCAUCGAGGUGCCACUGAUGCUCCUCACCCAUACUGCAUAUCGCCUCUACCUAUCUACCUCAGGAUUUGCUGACCUUCAACAUAGAAUUUUGGCCAGGAUCUCCACAGGCGUAGGCAUCAGUUCAGCACAUG
Neurospora crassa OR74A is the source of this 1910-nucleotide messenger RNA. RefSeq names its product isopentenyl-diphosphate delta-isomerase. The transcript has 3 exons. NCBI's taxonomy places the organism in Eukaryota, Fungi, Ascomycota, Sordariomycetes, Sordariales, Sordariaceae. Gene Ontology annotation, biological process: isoprenoid biosynthetic process; isopentenyl diphosphate biosynthetic process. Bases 209 to 976 code for a protein of 255 amino acids. Gene Ontology annotation, molecular function: isopentenyl-diphosphate delta-isomerase activity. The record is from RefSeq and is a predicted model, not a curated record. Gene Ontology annotation, cellular component: cytoplasm.